This is a messenger RNA of Adineta ricciae, 696 nucleotides long. Lineage: Eukaryota; Metazoa; Rotifera; Eurotatoria; Adinetida; Adinetidae. The record is from the annotation of a GenBank genome assembly.
AUGCUAGGUCUCAUGGACGUCUUCAUAGUCGAUAAAGAUAAAGAAUUAGUAUGGACGUUGAUUAAUGAAAACGGAAAAUUUGUUUUUUUCUCUGCUAUUCAGUUGCUAGACGAAUAUCGUCGUCGUCGUCGUCGUCGUUUGCUCUUUUACAAGAUAAAUAAUGGCUGCAAUACGGAAAAAAUUAGUUAUUGUUGUAAAGAUCAAUUUCCAGAAGUUUACGUUCCAACUGUAUUUGAAAAUUACGUCUCUGAUAUCGAAAUUGACGGAAAACAAAUUGAACUAGCUUUAUGGGAUACAGCUGGCCAAGAGGAUUACGAUCGAUUACGGCCACUUUCUUAUCCAGAUACGGAUGUUAUUCUUAUGUGCUUUGCUAUAGAUAGUCCAGACAGUCUUGAAAAUAUUCCUGAGAAAUGGACACCUGAAUGUAAACAUUUUUGUCCAAAUGUUCCGAUUGUUCUUGUUGGCAACAAGAAAGAUCUUCGCAACGAUGAAGCAACUAAAAGGGAAUUGAUGAAAAUGAAGCAAGAGCCAGUUCGAAUUGAUGCGGGUAGAACUAUGGCCGAUAAAAUCGGUGCAGUAGGUUAUCUUGAAUGCUCAGCUAAAACAAAAGAAGGCGUUCGUGAAGUCUUCGAAUUCGCUGCUCGAGCUGCCUUAGCUCGUAAAAAGAAACGCAAAGGUGUGUGCUCAUUACUUUAG